Messenger RNA from Gadus morhua (Atlantic cod), 3165 nucleotides. Its product is annotated as protein bassoon. Gene Ontology annotation, biological process: presynaptic active zone assembly; protein localization to synapse. Gene Ontology annotation, cellular component: cytoskeleton of presynaptic active zone; GABA-ergic synapse; glutamatergic synapse. The transcript is spliced from 4 exons. The record is from RefSeq and is a predicted model, not a curated record. Bases 1 to 3165 code for a protein of 1054 amino acids. NCBI's taxonomy places the organism in Eukaryota, Metazoa, Chordata, Actinopteri, Gadiformes, Gadidae. Gene Ontology annotation, molecular function: metal ion binding; structural constituent of presynaptic active zone.
AUGUUCUCCUCUAAGUUCCUCAGUGGGGCUAAUCCCCUGAGCGCCAUGUCCUCUGCGGUGAACAAGUUGGGCCGUUUUGGGGACGAUGUUGGAGAGGGGGAUCAGAAGAAGAAAGCUGAUUCGCAGCAGGGGGCUAAGGGGCCGCAGCAGCCGGGGACGGGCCCCCAGAAAGCAGGCCAGGGUCCCCCAAAGCAGCUGGGUAACGGACAGGUGGGGAAUCCACCCAAGCCGACCGGUCAAGCAGCCACUCAGAAGCCUGGAGCAAAGUCGGAGGAACAGUCCAAAGCUCCAGGAAAACCUGGUCCGCAGCAGAAACUACAACAACAACAACAACAGCAACAAGGUUUGCCGAAGGCUGGAGUUCAGCCUCAAAGUGCAGCUAAGGGUGAACAACAGGCUUCUUCUAAGGGAGCUCAACAACAGGCCUCCCCAAAGCCUGGAUCACCACCCCAACAACAACAACAACAACAACACCAACAAGGACCUCCUAAGGGUGGUCUGCAACCCAAAGGGAGUCCGAGACCAGAGGCGCAGCAGCAAGCCUCAAAGACUCGAUCCCCGAUGGGGUCACCGAAACCUGGGCAGGCGCAGAGCUCCGACAGGACCUCACCCGACCAGCGGGCUUCUUCUGGUCCACAUGGUGCUCACCAGGGUCCAAAGGAAGCCAAGCCGGCUGGACCCAAGGCCAUGUGUCCUGUGUGUACGACUACAGAACUCAACCUGCGCAGUAAGGCGCCACCGAACUACAGCACGUGCACCCGGUGUAAGACCCAAGUGUGCAGCUUCUGCGGCUUCAGCCCCCCGGAUUCAGCGGGGAAAGAGUGGCUUUGUCUUCCCUGUCAAAUGAAAAGAGCUUCCGGAUCUCCUGAACCUGCUGUGCAUUCAAAAGUCCAGCCGUCGCCUAACAAAACCGCCACAACCCAGAAGCUGACACCGAGUUCUUCUCCUCCAACCCCUAAACAAGUCACCUCAGCCCCAGGCUCACCAAACCCAACACUGUCCAAGCCAAGAGAACCCUCAUCUGUGGCAGAGGCUGCUAAAAGCCAGAAACAGUUGAGUCCAUCUCCUGGUCAGAAAACACCACAGGAGAGCCGGAAGACGUCAGGCCCUCAGAAACCUCCAGACCAGACAAAUCAAACCGGACGAAAGCAGAGCACCCAACAGGAGUCUGGGGGCUUCUUUGGCUUUGGAGGUUCUAAGGCUCAGCCUGAUGCUGCAAAGCCUGAAGAGUCAGUCACUGGGAAGAUGUUUGGCUUUGGUUCCUCAAUCUUCAACUCUGCGUCCACCUUGAUAACCACACCACCUGUUUCUCCAAAAAUGGCCGCCGCAAAGGACACCAAACCACCUGCUGUCCAGAAAGCAGAGCAAGAGAAGAGACCAGAGCAACCUCAGCAGGCCAAGGCUUCACCAUCAGUACAGGCCAAAGUGGACAAAGCUCCAUCAGAGCCUCCAAAGGCAGCAGCUUCCCAAGCUGCUCCUAAAGCAGGCCAGUCCACCUGUCCACUCUGUAAAGUGGGACUCAACAUGGGCUCCAAGGAUCCUCCCAACUACAACACCUGUACGGAUUGUAAGAACACCGUCUGCAAUCAGUGUGGAUUUAGUCCAAUGCCAAAUGUUGGGGGAAAGGAGUGGCUCUGUCUCGACUGUCAGGUGAAGAGAGCUUCAGGGGCCAUGGGUGAAGCUGGACCUCCGGUUAGAAAACCACAGGCUUCCCCUAAUAAAGCAUUGACACAAAAGGAGACAUCUAUAAAGCCGAGCCAAAAGCAAUCAAGUCCAUCUCCUGGUCAGAAAACACCAGUGGAGAGCCAGACGAAGUCAGGUCCUCAGAAACCUCCAGACGAAAAGAAUCAAACCGGACGAAAGCAGAGCACUCAGCAGGAGUCUGGGGGCUUCUUUGGCUUCGGAGGUUCUAAGACUCAGCCUGAAGCUGCAAAGCCUGAAGAGUCAGUCACUGGGAAGAUGUUUGGCUUUGGUUCCUCCAUCUUCAACUCUGCAUCCACCUUGAUAACCACACCACCUGUUUCUCCAAAACUGUCAGCCGCAAAGGACACCAAAACACCUGCUGUCCAGAAAGCAGAGCAAGAGAAGAAGCCAGAGCAACCUCAGCAGGCCAAGGCUUCACCAUCAGUACAGGCCAAAGUGGACAAAGCUCCAUCAGAGCCUCCAAAGGCAGCAGGCUCCCAAGCUGCUCCUAAAGCAGGCCAGUCCACCUGUCCACUCUGUAAGGUGGGACUCAACAUGGGCUCCAAGGAUCCUCCCAACUACAACACCUGUACUGAUUGUAAGAACAGGGCCUGCAACCAGUGUGGAUUUAAUCCGAUGCAAAAUAAAUCAGAGGUGAAGGAGUGGCUGUGUCUCACCUGUCAGAUGCAGAGGGCUCUGGGAGCUUCUGAAGCUCCAGGACAACUAGCGGUCAAACCCCAAGCCUCCCCGAAGAAAGUCUCUCCAUCUCCUGAACCCCAGAAGAAAGUAAUCUCUGAGUCAGCCGGAUCUCCUCAAAGAAAGCAGUCAAUGCCAGCUGUAGAUCUAAACAAGGUUGAAGUUGCUAAAGGACAAGACGGGCCGAAGCAGUCAAGUCCAUCUCCUGGUCAGAAAACACCACAGGAGAGCCGGAAGACGUCAGGUCCUCAGAAACCUCCAGACCAGACCAAUCAAACCGGACGGAAGCAGAGCACCCAACAGGAGUCUGGGGGCUUCUUUGGCUUUGGAGGUUCAAAGGCUCAGCCAGAUGCUGCAAAGCCUGAAGAGUCAGUCACUGGGAAGAUGUUUGGCUUUGGUUCCUCCAUCUUCAACUCUGCGUCCACCUUGAUAACCACACCACCUGUUUCUCCAAAACUGUCAGCAGCAAAGGACGCCAAAACACCUGCUGUCCAGAAAGCAGAGCAAGAGAAGAAGCCAGAGCAACCUCAGCAGGCCAAGGCUUCACCAUCAGUACAGGCCAAAGUGGACAAAGCUCCAUCAGAGCCUCUAAAGGCAGCAGCUUCCCAAGCUGCUCCUAAAGCAGGCCAGUCCACCUGUCCACUCUGUAAGGUGGGACUCAACAUGGGCUCCAAGGACCCUCCCAACUUCAACACCUGCACGGAUUGUAAAAACGCUGUCUGCAACCAGUGUGGAUUCAACCCCCAGCCAAAUAGCCCAGGGGUAAGUUUUAAACUGCAUUCCUGA